CCUACAGACUAUCACCAGUCAGUUAGUUGCAGAAACCUUGUAACGGACAACUCUCCUCCCAGUCGGCCCUGAACAUUUAGCCAGAGAAGCGGCCAGCAUGGAGAACUUGUACGAGACCAUAGCGGAGGGGAGCGUGUAUGAGCGGCCCGACAGUCCUGCCGAGGCCAAGUAUGAGAACCAAGGAGUUAUCUAUGAAACUCCCAGUGAGGUGGAAGAGGCGUUGCACAGAGAGGAGCAGGUGUACUCAUCCCCGAGAGGGAAGCGAUCUUCGCCGGACUACAUGGACACCAGAGACGCGCCGGAACAGGCAGCAGAGAAAGAUUGUUCUUCUUCAGCCUCCUCGUACGGCAACAAUGAGGACGAUAAGUGCACGGUGGAGGAGAUUAAAUUAGCAGCAGAGGUUGAGGCUGUCCUCGAGGUUAACGGUGAUGGAGCUGGCUCGAGACGGUCAUCGUCAUCAUCAUCCUCCUCUUCCUCCUCCAAGCACGAGGGCAACCUGCAGGACAGGCUGGUGGAUGCCUACAGCCACAGUGAGAAGAGUCUGAGCGACAAGGAGGAGGAAGAACCGGUGGACUACAGUCUGAAGACCAUCGAGACUCUAGAAGCCAUUACUCUGAACGAGGACAGUGCCACUCCUGAUGACCCCAAUGCACCCGAAAUCUCCCUGUUUGUCAAGGCGGGUAGCGAUGGAGAGAGUAUCGGGAACUGUCCGUUCUCCCAGCGUCUCUUCAUGAUCCUGUGGCUAAAGGGAGUGGUCUUCAAUGUCACCACCGUCGACCUCAAGAGGAAGCCUGCUGACCUCCAUAACCUAGCCCCAGGGACCCAUCCUCCCUUCCUGACAUUUAAUGGAGAGGUGAAGACAGACAUCAACAAGAUAGAAGAGUUCCUGGAGGAUGUACUGGCUCCACCCAAGUACCCUAAGUUGGCAGCCAAGCAGAGAGAGUCCAACACAGCUGGAAACAACAUCUUUGCCAAGUUCUCAGCGUACAUCAAGAACACCAAGCCUGAAGCUAAUGGAGUCCUGGAGAAGGGUCUGCUGAAGGCACUGAAGAAGUUAGAUGACUACCUGGCUGGUCCCCUCCCAGAGGAGAUCGAUGCAGACAGCAUGGAGGAGGAGAGGGGGUCCACCAGACGCUUCCUGGAUGGAGAUGACCUCACCCUGGCUGACUGCAACCUACUGCCCAAACUACAUAUAGUCAAGGUGGUUGCUAAGAAGUAUCGUAACUAUGAGAUUCCGUCUGAGCUGGGUGGGGUGUGGCGCUAUCUGAAGAAUGCCUACACACGAGACGAGUUCACCAACACCUGCGCUGCCGACAACGAGAUAGAGAUGGCUUACCUGGAUGUGGCCAAGAGACUGGAGAAGUGACAUUUAACCCCUAACCUCUAACCUACAACCAUGAUUUUUAACCCCUGGCCUCUAACCCCUGACCUCUAACCCCUGUCCUCUAAACUACAAGCCUGAUUUAUAACCCCCUGACACCUAAUCCCUGACCUCUAACCCCUGACCUCUAACCCCUGUCCUCUAACCUACAAACCUGAUUUUUAACCCCUUGAAACCUAACCCCUGACCUCUAACCCCUGACCUCUAACCCCUGACCUCUAACCCCUGACCUCUAACCCCUGAUCUCUAACCCCUGACCUCUAACCCCUGACCUCUAACCUACAAGCGUGAUUUUUAACCCCUUGAAACCUAAUCCCUGACCUCUAAACCCCGACCUCUAACCCCUGACCUCUAAUCCCUGAUCUCUAACCCCUGAUCUCUAACCCUUGACCUCUAACCUACAAGUGUGAUUUUUAACCCCUUGACUCCUAAUCCCAACCCAUAUCAGCAGUUACCAUGAAGCCAGUCCACAGUGACCAGCUGGUUGUAUUUAUUCAUAAUUUCCCCUGCUGUAGUCUGCCUCCACCAUCAACAUCUGGCUACUGAUUAUACUAAUAUAUUGAUUGAUGUAUUGAUCUGUAAUUGAUAAAGGUCCAUUACAAUCA
Messenger RNA from Oncorhynchus kisutch (coho salmon), 1986 nucleotides. RefSeq names its product chloride intracellular channel protein 5. The coding region runs from base 98 to 1366 and encodes 422 amino acids. The transcript is spliced from 6 exons. The record is from RefSeq and is a predicted model, not a curated record. NCBI's taxonomy places the organism in Eukaryota, Metazoa, Chordata, Actinopteri, Salmoniformes, Salmonidae.